This is a messenger RNA of Symbiodinium natans, 762 nucleotides long. NCBI's taxonomy places the organism in Eukaryota, Dinophyceae, Suessiales, Symbiodiniaceae. The record is from the annotation of a GenBank genome assembly.
AUGGCGAAGAAGGUGGCGCGGCCGGAGCUGCUGGUCAUUGGCGCUGGCUGGGGAAGGACGGGAACCAACUCGACGAAGCUCGCGCUUGAGAAGCUGCUGGACGGCCCAUGCUACCACAUGUUCGAGAACAACAAGAAGAAGGACUACAAGAGGUGGCUGGACGCCUAUGCCGGGAAACCCGAUUGGGAUGCAAUCUUUACGCACCCUGAUGGGGAGCAGUUUUACAAGGCCACCGUGGACUACCCAUCCUGCGGUCUCUACCGUGAGCUCAUGGAGGCUUACCCCAAUGCGAAGGUGCUCCUGAACGUUCGUGACCCGGAGAAGUGGUACGACAGCGUGAUCGACACGAUCUGGUCCCCGCAGUGCCCUGAGCAGAACUGGUCUGUGCGCAUCUUCCCCGAGGGCCGGGACUUCCAGGCCCAGGCCCGCGCCUUCCAUAAGGCCACGAUGCUGCCUGGGGUCAAGCGAACAGACCGCGAGGGCUCCAUCAAGUCCUUCAAGGCCUGGGUCGAGAAGGUGAAGGAGACCGUGCCUCCCGAGAAGCUGCUGGUCUUCGAUGUCAAGGAGGGCUGGGAGCCCUUGUGCAAGUUCCUGAACGUGCCCGUGCCGGACGAGCCAUUCCCGAAUGUCAACGACAAGGAGGAGAUUAAGGAGGGCUUCAGAAAGGUCCUGAGGGUCACUUAUGCGGCGAACGCCUUCCUCUUCCUCUUCCUCGCCGGUUUUAUCUCGAUGAUCGUCGUGUCCGUGCGCCGAGCCAUGUGA